AUGGAUCCUACACGUUGUCAGUAUCUAUGUCCACGAAAACGACGACAAUGUAAAAUGGUACCAUCAACAUCUUUAUCUACACAUUGUAUGGAACAUUUACUACAUGAUCCAAAUUUAGACGAGGCAACUAAAUUAACUUUACGGAUGCCAUGUCCAUUCAAUCCACGACAUUCGAUCGCACCAUAUGAUUUAAAACGACAUUUACGUAAAUGUAGUCAACGUCCUAUUAUUCUUGGUCCAUUUCAUCAACAUAAUUGUAAUUCGGGACCUGAAUGUGAUAAUCAUGAUGAUUAUCCAACAGUUCUACAAGAUAUAAAUGAAGAUGAACUUCGAAAUUUUAUUACUCGUAUGGAAACUCUUCAUGAUAAUUUUGUUAAAGGACCAGUUGAAAAUAAUAAAACAACUCCUGAUUGUUAUUUACCACAUAUAAAUAUCGAAGAACUUGGUAAUCGUUCACGUAAACAUUUAGAACAAAUUGGAUCAAUUAUAGCUCAAUUAGUACAAUUAGAUCUUUUACAAUCACAUACAUGUUUUCUUGAAAUGGGUGCUGGACGUGGCCAAUUAUCUCAUGAACUUCAUGCUUGUGUAAAAGAUGAUUCAACAAUUCAUUUUGCACUUAUUGAACGUGAUCAUCAACGUUAUCGUUUUGAUGCUCAUCAUAAACCUGAACAUUCAGGUCCAUCAUUUGGACGUUAUCGACUUGAUAUUCGUGAUCUUUAUCUACCUGAUUUACCAAUUCCAAAAGAUUCUCAAACACAUAUAGUUCUUAUAAGUAAACAUUUAUGUGGCGGUGCAACUGACCUUGCUCUACGUUGUGCAGUUGAUGCUCAACAACAUACUCAUAAUAUUCGAGCAAUUAUUAUCGCUUUAUGUUGCCAUCAUCGUCUAUUAUGGAAUGAAUAUGUUGGAAAAGAUUUUUUUCGUCGUCUUAAUUUAACACCAAAAGAUUUCUGUUUAAUACGAACAUUAACAGCAUGGGGUACAGAUGAAAAUCGUCAUAAAUUGGUAGAAGAAGGAAAAAGAUCAACAAUUGAUGGUACUAUUUCAUUUCAAUUAGAUACUUCAAUACCGACAAGUCGAUCAACUUAUUCUAAACAACGUUUAUUUCCUAUUGAACAACAAGAACAAAUUGGUUUAAAAGCAAAACGAUUAUUAGAUUGGGGUCGAAUUGAAUAUCUAAAUGAGAAUGGAUUCGAUACUCAUCUUAAAGUAUAUGCAUCAAAAAAUAUUACACUCGAAAAUAUUGCUUUGAUAGCUACAGCAAAGUCUUCUUAA
This is a messenger RNA of Adineta steineri, 1275 nucleotides long. The record is from the annotation of a GenBank genome assembly. NCBI's taxonomy places the organism in Eukaryota, Metazoa, Rotifera, Eurotatoria, Adinetida, Adinetidae.